Marmota monax (woodchuck) is the source of this 852-nucleotide messenger RNA. RefSeq names its product protein phosphatase 1 regulatory inhibitor subunit 14D (gene Ppp1r14d). Lineage: Eukaryota; Metazoa; Chordata; Mammalia; Rodentia; Sciuridae. The record is from RefSeq and is a predicted model, not a curated record. Gene Ontology annotation, biological process: regulation of phosphorylation. Bases 209 to 631 code for a protein of 140 amino acids. The transcript is spliced from 4 exons. Gene Ontology annotation, cellular component: cytoplasm. Gene Ontology annotation, molecular function: protein serine/threonine phosphatase inhibitor activity.
CCACUUACUGGCAGUAAGGAGCCAGGAGACUGGCAUUCCCAGCACCAAAAGCCUGUUGAUCUUUGACCUUCACCACUCCCAGGGCCCUUGGCCCUCCUCUCUUCUGCCUUCGCACUGGCCUCUCCCUCCAUUCUGUCUCCUCAUUUCCCUCUGUGCUCUUGGUCUGACUGGCAGUUUUUCUCAGCUCCUUGCCCAGGUCAGUCCUUCCAUGCUGUCUUCAAGCCAUGCUUCCUGUACAUCUCCCAACCCAGACAAGGAGAACCCAAGUAAGACGGUCCAGUGGACUUCUGAGAAAAGGAGGAGGACAUCAUCCUCAGACACAGACCCCUCUAGGAUAUCCAGGUCCAGGAGACCCAGCCGACUGACAGUGAAAUACGACCGGGUGCAGCUCCAGCGCUGGUUGGAUAUGGAGCAAUGGGUGGAUGCUCAGGUUCAGGAGCUCUUCCAGGAUCAACCAGUCCCUUCUGAGCCUGAGAUUGACCUGGAAGCUCUCAUGGAACUAUCCACAGAGGAGCAGAAGACUCAGUUGGAGGCCAUUCUCCAAAACUGCCCCCGCCCCACAGAGCCUUUUAUCUCUGAGCUUCUCAGUCAACUCAAGAAACUCCGAAGACUCAGCCGGCCUCAGAAAUAAACCUGGAGAGACUACCUUAGCAACCUCAGUACCCUGGACCCUGGCUGAAAGGAAUACAGUUCCUUGAGACACAGACAAGGAAUAUAAAGGACAGGGAGGGACAUUGGUACACCCUAGUAUAUGUGCAGUCGCAGCUAGGCUGUCUGGGAGCCACUCAUUGCUGUUGUCCAGUGCUUUCCAUGUCAGCCAAGUGGAUAAAAUCUUUAGCAGCCCCAGCUAAA